AUGACGCUGAGCUUCGUGGGGCAGUUUGUUGGAAUGUCCUGGGUGUUGAUCGUCUGUUGGCUAGGAUUACCAAUCAGAGCAAUGUGGUUAUCAUCUCUAUUUCUCAUCGUCGGAGGGGGCAGUAAUGUCGCCGCGUCAGUGAGUAUGAUGGUCAUUACCGACUCGACGCCGGAGAUAAAGAGGUCGCAAAUUUUCAUGUACUUCAAUGCAGUGGUGAUAGUUGCCGAAAUCAUUUCGCCCCCGAUGGGCUCACUUUUAAUGAAACAAAGCCUCUGGGUUCCCCUUCUCUUGAACUCCGUCUGUGGUGCUAUUUCCAUUAUGCUCUCCUGGUACAUGCCGGAGACCAACCACCAUGCUUUCCGAGAUCAGAAAGGCGAUUACACCAAGAUCUCAAGCUCCCGUGACAAUGAGGAAUUGUCGGGCCCGCCUCCGGAAGACCACGGGAGCAUCACGGCUCUGGUUCACAGCCUCAAGGACAGCAUGCGGAUGAUCUUUCUACAGAAGAACGUCGCCCUUCUCGUUCUUUCUUUUCUCAUCUCGACAUUUGCGCGUGACUCUAUGGCCUUUCUUCUACAGUAUAUCUCCAAUCGGUAUUCUUGGCCUAUUGCAAAGACGAGCUGGCUCCUCUCAUUCCGAGCCGCAGCCCAGCUACUACAAUUCAUGUUGGUCCUCCCGUGGAUAGACCGUACAAUGCGCAAGAGGUUCGAGCGACAGCCACGAAAGAAGGACCUCUACCUCGCUCGGAUCAGCAUCGUUACCAUCACUGUCGGGUUUGCGAUCAUGGGGAUCGCCCCAGUGGUAGGGCUCUCCAUAUUUGGAAUUGCAAUUUAUACCGCAGGGUCCGGAUUCGGAACUUUUGCCCGAAGCCUGAUCAGCUCCUUGACGGAACCAACAAUGAUAGGCACAUUGUACAGCGCCCUGGCCCUGAUGAAUACCCUCGGCUCGCUCUUAGCGGGACCGAUGAUGUCGUUGGCGUUCCGCUGGGGAGUGAAUCUGGGUGGUGCCUGGCUGGGCAUGCCGUACCUAAUUUCGGCCGCCUUAUGUGGGGCGAUGACAAUGAUCAUGUUCCUUAUCCGUCUCGAAAGGUCAGAAUCAGGGUUGGGGAACACAGAAGCGGGACUGGCUUAG
Molecule: messenger RNA, 1128 nt
Organism: Penicillium egyptiacum
Lineage: Eukaryota; Fungi; Ascomycota; Eurotiomycetes; Eurotiales; Aspergillaceae
Source: the annotation of a GenBank genome assembly